CUGGAUUGUAAAGAUAGUAUACUGUGAGACCUAAUACUUAUCACUAAUAUCCUUUAUAUCCUAGCCAAGCAUCAAAAACCUCAGUAUUCUGGCGCGUCGUUUGGGGGAAAGGCCAUUGUUAAGGGGGGGGGAAGGCUUCACGUUGACUGUUGGCAGGCGGAUUUUUCUAACCAGUCAGUAAACUCAACACCAUGAAAUACUGGAUAUAGGGCUAACCGGGGCAUUUUUUUAGCUUCAAAAUUGAUGGGAAUUGCUCGAAGAAUGUGGGUGGUGCUGGUGUUUACUUUUCUAUGUGGAAAUGCGUGUGGUUCGAACGCGGGUAUGUGCCAAGAACUGAAGAGAAUUUUGAAUACGCUAAAUAUCAACCCUGCGGAUGGCUAUUCCGGUACGCCACUUCAAACGGCCGUUCUUAAGGGGAACAAAGAAAUUGUGCAACUUUUGCUUGACAACAAUGCUGAUGUCAAUCUUAUGACGAGUCGUUAUCAUCGAAGUAUUCUAGCGCUGGCGAUGCCGUCAGAUGAUCCAGAGAUUCUGGAGAUUCUAUUGGACAACAACGCUGACAUUAAUGCGAGAGAUUCACAUGGAGAUCCAGUGCUCCAUGUGGCUACCUUGUUAGGCUCUGGAAUAUUUUUCAAACUACUGCUCGAGAGAGGUGCUGAUAUUAAUAUAACAGGCUGGGAUGGCAGGACUGCACUUCAGAUUGCAGAAAGGUAUGGGGAAACUGAUAAGGUCCACAUGUUACAACAGCAAGCCAGAACAGAUUGUAAAAAAGGGAAAUAGGUGGGACUAGGAAGUUGAAAUUAUCAUCAUCUCUACUAUAUCAUGGUAUUGGCCAUAAGCCGUGUUUCGUUUUAAAGGGGUUAUCAGUGUUUACGGUAUGCAGGGCUAUGCAAGGUACAUGCCCUACAUAUCUCCGACGAAAGUAACCGAAUCAACAUAAACAAUCAAUUAAGAUUAAUUG
Aspergillus wentii DTO 134E9 is the source of this 961-nucleotide messenger RNA. Its product is annotated as ankyrin repeat domain-containing protein. The transcript has a single exon. The coding region runs from base 244 to 780 and encodes 178 amino acids. The record is from RefSeq and is a predicted model, not a curated record. NCBI's taxonomy places the organism in Eukaryota, Fungi, Ascomycota, Eurotiomycetes, Eurotiales, Aspergillaceae. Gene Ontology annotation, molecular function: protein binding. Gene Ontology annotation, cellular component: nucleus; cytoplasm.